Molecule: messenger RNA, 5991 nt
Organism: Megalobrama amblycephala (Wuchang bream)
Lineage: Eukaryota; Metazoa; Chordata; Actinopteri; Cypriniformes; Xenocyprididae
Gene: ccser1
Product: coiled-coil serine-rich protein 1
Exons: 11
Coding region: 653-2800 (715 amino acids)
Source: RefSeq, a predicted model, not a curated record
UAAGUUGCUAAAAACGGCAAAGAUAUUGCGGUAUCUGUCGUCGGUGUCCUUAAAAAUAGAAUUACGAUGAUUAUCAAUGCAUAUUAACACAAACAACAUAAAUAUCAUAUGUUACAGAUUUUAAUUUGUAAGUAGCUUACAAUAAAAAGGCGCCAGAGUAUAGGUCUAAUACAAAUAAAUAAAAAAAAAACAAAUAAGGAUGCCACUCACUUAUCAAUCGAUAGCUACCAUUUAUCCUUCACAAAAUUCAAUAACAUUGUUUAAAGCUAUUCAGAAAUUGAAACAUUUUUUAAAUAUAGUCUAUAUUUAUAUACAUGCAACUUACAUGAUGAUAAUUCUGUAACUAUACGCUUGAGUUCUACUGUCCCAGGUCCACUGCACCUGUGUGCCGUCUUUAAAUGACGCUCACGCAGGUACCUUGCGUCAUGCGCAGAGGCGGAAACGCGGAAGCAACAUUCCACGUCACUUGAGGUGGAUUUAGCGCGAGCGAGCGAAGAUUCCGACAGGAGAAUUAAGCGCUUUGACGUGAGACUCGCCGGAUGUGAUGCCACGAGCGUUUUGGCUUUACGCUCAAACUGACAGCGAAAGGAAUAUCUGCGGGUUGUAAACGGAGGAUUCGUCUCAAGAGUGUCUGAUUUGGUGCUCAAUCUUCAUGGGCGAAUCAGGGACACGGCGCUCCACCCUGGUCUCCAGGCUUCCCAUCUUCAGACGCAGUGUGCGAAAGAGACAGGACUCGCUUCCCUCCUCGCCCUCCUCCGGUGGUGUCGGCAAUGGCGUCCACACUUCCUCUCCCUCCAGCACGAACUCCAGCUCCAGCAGCACGAGCAAACGCCGCAGCCUGUUCCGCACUCCGUCACUCAGCUUCCACAGCAAGAGGAACAGCGACCCGACACAGCUCAGCCUGGACAAUCGCAGCGAGGAGUCUGAAGUCGCCUUUCAAGACAGUUGCAUCUCAAAGACGCGGCAUUCGUUCGGAUUCGGUGGACACAAGAAGAAGAUCCCCCGAUCUCAGACAGAAAACCUCGAGAAAGCGUCAGCCAAUCGCAGCGUGUUCAUUAACUGCAUCAGCUCACGGACGAAUGAGGGAGAUGAUUCAGGGUUCCUCGAUGACGUGAGCAGCAAGAGGUCUUCCAAACAUAAGAAGAUGCUGCCCAAGUCCUUCUCAGCUCACCAGCGGUUUUCCAAGAACUCGUCCAAUGUCCCAGACCAGGGUAAAGGUCAGGAUAGUGCAGAAGAGCCUCCUAAAACUGGUACCCCAGGUUCCUGGCCUGGAGAAUUGGCUGAGAGUUCUCUACAGUCACCCAUGAUCUCAGAAGACCGCACCACUGCAAUCACACCGUCCGAUUUCGUUCCCGUCACCGAAGACUCUGUCUCAGAAGUGGACGCUUUGCCGGCCCCCAGUCCAGCUGCUCCACCCGAAACCUUCAGCCAAGCAGUUUCUACCUCACAGGUGUCCAUCACCCCAGCCCAGGCCACCACGGAAAAGCCCUUACUGCCAGAUACCAGCCAAACAGCCAGCACACAGUGCGAGAGCACAACUGCGCAUACAGAACCAGUAACGCUGCAGACGGUGAAAGAGUUGAACCCUAACACUAAUCCUAAUACAAACGCUAACCCUGACCAGUCAGAGGCCAGUGAGAUGGAACAAGUUCCAGAAUUGAGUGAGGACAGCAGCUCCAAUCCAGACACCCGUGAGAGGUGGUCCAGGAACGCUGUUCUCAUCCAGCAGGCAGGAAGGUCAUCGGGCCUGAGCAAACUGGAGACCAGGCCAAGUCAUCUGAGAAAGCCACACACAGUGUCCAUGUGCAGCAGCGUGAGCCCAUAUCAUGAGGUGAUGCGCUUGGAGAGACGUCUACGGUCGGCCUCUGAGGGUGCAGGAGGACCCAGACUUCACCUCAACCUCAGGGAUCCUCACUGCAUGGAGGGCAACACUUUAUCCAAGCAGCGAACCAGUUCCUCAUCCUCUAAACUGGGCAGCCUUGAUGUUUUGAAUAACCUUGGCUCAUCUGAGUUGGAUGAGGAUGACCUGAUGCUGGAUCUCGACCUUUCUGAUGACCAGCGACCUCACCAUGAUCAGUGGUUUCCAGCUGGUUUUACUUCAGGACCCAAAUUACACAUUGGACAAGUGAUGACCAGACAAACCUCACGGGAGGAUUCCAGUCAAUCCCUUGCAUCAUGCCUCAACCUGCUGCCCUCUCCCCUGGAGGCCUCCAUUGACCGGACCCUUGGAAGAGAGCCCAGGGAGCCCUCCCUCAGGGAGCAGCGGCCGAUGUCUCUCUGUCUGUCUCGUGAUGAUGAACCUUUGGCCGGGCUGGAGGCGUUGCCGUUCAGGCUGAUGCAGCAGGACUGCACAGCGGUAAAGACUCUUCUGCUGCGGUUACGCAGGACCCUGCAGGAGAGCACUGAGAUCAGUCCUGCCAGCAGCCUUCACUCUCUACCCAUAAGCCCCUGCAGUGAGAAAUCACUCCCCUUUAAGGAUCCUGGGAGAGAAGAGAACCAGUUCCUACAACAGCAGCUGAAGGAGAAAGACGAGCUCAUUUUACGACUCCAGGCUGAAUUGGAAUCCACCCGUGCUGCUCAGAAAUCUCUUUGCCAAAAAGCUGACAAAAGCACUCAGACAGAUUUCUUACUCUCAGAGGGCCACGCCCGAGUCGGCGCCUCCGCCGUUUCCUCUUGCAGGAGACCAUGUGAGUUUUCUCACCGUGUGUUGUGGUUGUUCGUGGUGUUUCCACUGAAGCAUGGCAUGCUGCUCUGCCACCCAGGGUUUGGGCAACUGGUCCUUCCCUCUGUAAAUCUGUAACCAGCCACUCUCUCCCUUUGUUUUAUCCCCUUCUUGUCUGUUUAUCCGAGUUUCUUUUCUUCUAAAAAAAAAAAAAAAAAAAAUCAACACAGGUAAUCAUUGUGCACGACUGCAUUCUCUACUCUUGGAAGUGCACCAACCGUCCCUUUUGGAUGGCCACGCUCACAAAUGACACUUGAAGAUUGCUUUGAAACACCAUCUGUACGACCGACACUUGUUUUGCAUAUUAUCUCUUUGUGUUUUUUAGUUGGAGUUCUCUAACUGUCUAUCACGCAUUACUCAUCUCCGGUAUCAGCCAGCACCAGCACUUCAAAUUCAACCUAUUGUGUCUGCCUGUUCGAUAUCCAUAACUUAUUAAAUCACAAAGCUUUAAAGUAACAGUUGAGGAAGCACACAGAGCGUAUGUGGACUGUGUGUGCAGCAUUGUAAUCCACCUAGACGGUGGAAAGAACGGUACCCGGCACUCCAUGUGCCCAGGGCGACCGGAAUGGGAAGAUGAAAGCUCUGUGUUUACUCAGGUGGAGAAGCUUUCUGCAGAGAAGCAGCGAGCCUCUGAUGCUUUGAUCCUCUUUGUCUGUUUAUAUUGAUGUGUACAAUUGUGUCAGUCGUACAGAGUGGAAAAAAAAAAAUGGCACGAGAAGAGAGUAUCUGUUCUGAAUUACCAGGCAAUAUUGACCUAUUUGUUAACAGGAAUAGGAACUCCUGGGAUACGACUGACGCUGUUCCAGCGAAUGCGGGCUGUGUGAGAUCCGCAGGCCAUGGAAUGAGUUGUUUCAUGCUUUUGUUCUGGCGUUAGUGUUUAAUUAGCAGAACACUGUCCCUUACCAGUUUGGUCUUUUAUGUUUUUGCCAGAACCCCUCCCUUCUUUGUUUGUUUCUUUUAUUUAUGAGUUCAGCAUGCUUUCGUUUGCGUUAGCCAUUACCCCGACCGUCAUCUGAAGUGUGUGGCGUCUAGACCGAUGCGUUGUAGUUUCCUUUCAGUGAUAAACACCCCUGGGAGUUUGCGUGCCUGCAGUGGUGGGCGAGCAUUUGAAGCGCAGUUCGACUUGUAAUUAAGUGCCGCUCUGUGGCGUUAUGCGCAGGAUGAGAUUGAGAUAAGUGAGCUGGACAGAGGCCAGGAUGUAGUCAGGUGGGCUGAGGUCCCACAUCUCGUUCUCUGCUGGUUCUCGUGCAGACUAAUGAGAUCUCAUCCUUCAGAAGGAUGCACAGUCUCAGAAAAGCUUUGUUGCUAGUCACAUCCUGUAUCCAGACUCAACUCACCUGCGGGGGAAAAGUAGAGAGAUGUGAAUUCAGCAGUGAAAAGAAGACUAGGGAUGGGAAUUGUAAGGGAUUUGAUGGUUUUGUUUCAGAUUCUGAUUCCAUGACCGUUUUUAACUACAUUAUACUAUAUAUUAUAAAUAAUGAACAUGUACAUACAUUGUCUUUCAUUAAUGUAGAUAAAACGUCAUAUCAUUUAUAUAAUUUAACAAGUGCUACUUGUACGUUUUACAAUGAUUUGUAGCUUAAAUAUACAAAAAUGGCCAUGUAUUGUUUGAGAAAUUAGUACCCUUGGUUUAUCACUAAAUACUACAUCAUUAAAUGUAUCAUUAAAUACUAAAAACAUUAAAUACAUUAAAUACUACAAAUUUUGUCUUAUUUUAUUCACCCCCAUGAUAUUUUAAACCUGUAUGAUUUUUUUUUCUUCUAUGGAGGUUACAAUGACAUGAGCAGAAUGACUCGACACCUUUUACUUUUAGUUUAUGGAAAAAAGAUACAGUGAAUGGUGACUGAGGCUGUCACAUCUCAUUUUGCUUUCCACAGAAAAGAAAGUCAUACAGGCUUAAAACAUCAUGAAGCCAAGUAAAUGUAAACUAAAUUUUCAUUUGAGUAGACUACCUCUUUAAAGGUCCAGUGUGUAAUAUUUAGGAGGAUCUAUUGAUAGAAAUGCAAUAUAAUAUACAUAACAUUAUAUACAUAAUGUUUUCAGUGGUGUAUAAAGACCUUACAUAAUGAACCAUUAUGUUUUUAUUACCUUAGAAUGAGCCAUUUCUAUCUACUUACACCGCGGGUCCCCUUAAAUGGAAGUCGCCAUUUUGCACCACCUUGUUUCUACAGUAGCCCUAAAUGGGCUACUGGCUACUCUCUGCGGUCUCAGAUGAUGACAUCUUUGUCCUGUGUCGGCCACCAUAGCUUCCCUAUGUGCUUCAAAAUGGGGGGGGGUGAGCGAUGGACUGAGCCGUUGGUUGCAAUUCGCAACCUCACAGCGAGAUGGCACUAAAAUUUACACACUGAACCUUUAAGUCUUAUAAACAUAGGUACAACAUAAGUUACAUUUUCUCGGUUUAUUUAGGGUUCAAUGAGACCAAAAAUUAAUUGCGGUUCUCUGGUUGAGUCAGAUGUUAAUUCAGUCACAACACCGACUGCAAAGAUGAUUCAUUAAAUAAAGUCUAUUUGACACAUUUGUUUAAUGCAAAAUUUUUAACUUCUGCCACAGUUUUACAGGCAAGGCUUAAGCCCAGUCCCAGACUAAAAUGCAUGUUUGAGCUGUUUUAACUGAAAGCAACUUGUUUUCGUCUCAAGAUGCACACCAGUAAUGUUUUUUUUCUAACGUUAAAGAAAAAGUGCCUUAAUUGAACCUAAAGCCUAAUCCUGGCUUAAUCUAAGCCUUGUCUGUGAAACCAGUAUUUUUUUUUAUAAAGUUGCACCGAAUAAAAACCACUUCUUCAACUCUAGAGAGAAUCCAUAGUCACAAAGGGAUCGUGUGAAAAAGAAAUGGGGGAAGGGAUGGUGGGGAGAGCAAGAGACAUGCGCUUGAAAGUCAGCCAAAAAGAGAAUAGAUUAGGUGUAACACAAAAGGGAUAUAUAGAUUUAGAGUUCUUCUGAGGUUAAUAGAGAGAUAGCAACACAUGCCAGUCAUUAGAAUGGCUAUCCAUCUGGGCUUUCUGUUGAAGAAGCAUCAGGUGGAGUGAGAGUGUGUGGGUGCUGCUGUGGCGUGAGAACAUUCAUCAGCGGGAAGUAGUUGGAGCUCACGAACGAUGUGGGUGUGUCUGAAAUGUUAGAAAUUAUGGUGUAAGAGAGCAUCAAGGCAAGUCCGAAUUGCAUAAUGUUAGCGCUGCACGAUUAAUUGUUAAAAGAUCUAUUGUCUAUUAAACCUUUGCCGCUGAGCCAGAGAGAGCAGUUGGCAUGUCUAGGUAUUAAACAGCUUCACAAACA